Messenger RNA from Hypomesus transpacificus, 1994 nucleotides. It is a transcript of the gene csdc2b, whose product is annotated as cold shock domain containing C2, RNA binding b. Gene Ontology annotation, cellular component: cytoplasm. Lineage: Eukaryota; Metazoa; Chordata; Actinopteri; Osmeriformes; Osmeridae. The record is from RefSeq and is a predicted model, not a curated record. Gene Ontology annotation, molecular function: mRNA 3'-UTR binding. Bases 1 to 750 code for a protein of 249 amino acids. The transcript is spliced from 4 exons. Gene Ontology annotation, biological process: regulation of mRNA stability.
AUGCGUGUAUACACACGCACGCGCAGACACGAGAGUGCUAGAGAGACGCAUCACGCCCAUCUUCACACCGCGGAAUCUCCGCCAGCUGCGCAGCCUCGCCAUCCUGAACAUCAGGGUAUUCCGUUGGCCUACGCAAAUUCACCGGAGUUAUUUAUUUAUUUGAAAUUAUAUAAUAGGAACUGGCAAGACAUACACUCCCGUUUCCAACCGACACACGGACUUGAUAAUCAGUGUAAGGUCGUGGUAAAACACAAGAACGAGGAGCCUGUAGAAAAGUGUCCUGCCAACCACACUUCAGCCAUGGCUGACCCCUCGGAAACCCCGCUGCGCUCCCCCAGCACCCCUCUCUCUCUAUCCUUCCCUUUCCUGAGAGAGGGCAGCCGUGUAUGGGAGGGCGGAGCUCCACCCCUCCCCAGGGAGCUGCUUAGUCCUCUGCCAACCAAGCGCACCCGAACAUACUCAGCUACUGUGCGGGCCACUUCGGGACCAGUAUUCAAGGGCGUGUGUAAGAACUUCUCCAGGUCACAGGGUCACGGUUUCAUUCGCCCCUCUCACGGUGGCGAAGACGUCUUUGUGCACAUCUCAGAUAUUGAAGGGGAGUAUGUCCUGGUGGAGGGGGAUGAAGUCACAUACAAAGUCUGCCGGGUCCCCCCUAAAAACCUGAAGGUCCAGGCAGUGGAGGUGAAGAUAAUACAUCAGAACCCAGGAACCAAGCACGAGACCUGGUCUGGACAGAUAAUCAGCUCCUAGGCUUCGGAUCAGGCCUGUGAGUCACACUGGGGGAGGGCAGGGGUGGAAAGAAGUGGAGCGGGAGGUGAGGUACUUCUGGAUGAAACAAAACAUUGGUGGGGGAGUACUGAAUUUAGAGACUCUAUACUUCUCCUCCAUAGUGCAUGCUUUGAGUUGACCAAAUUAAUUCAAAUGUAUUGUUUAUACAUUCCACAUAUUGAUGCAAGUCUACGAAAUGCAUGUGAGGACGUUGGAGAGAAGGAUAGAUAACCAGAAUUCAGUCUCAAUCUGUUAGACAUAAGAGCGAGUACAGGAAGUAGAGAGAGGAAGAGAGGUAGAGAGAGGAAGGAUGUGGAAGGGGAGGCCCAGGCCCGUUUGGGAGGGGAAGAGAUGAGAGUGUAUGAACAGAAGUCAAACUGCGUUGAAAAAACAGUCAUCGAUGGAAGCAUGGGGGGGGGGCAAUUGCUGUUAAGUUGGAGUGGCAGGAUAAGAGAGUCCACAUGGAGGAAUAUCAGAUUUGGGGACACUGAAAAAAGAAAACAUUCAAAAAUCUAUUUCUCUUUUACUGUGAAUGGAAAAGCUAUUGAUAGUAUUUUCCUUGGAAAAACACUUCUUCCUAUCUUUUUGUCAUAUUAUUUAUAUAUUUAUUUAUUUAGUUGUUUGUUUAAAGAAAUUGUUAUCCUAAGAAUACCUGAAAUGUAUUUCAAAGUUUUGGGUGCUGUAGUCAAUAGAUUGCACUUAAAAUUUGAAUUUCCACUGAAUACUGCCAAACUGACUACAACUCCCAUCAGGGUUUUAUUGUAUCAUGUGACUAAUUUGUAGUCCUAUUGGAGAAUUCUCUUUCAAAAAGGUACGAGCCAUGUAUUACUGCAAAGUAUGACUAAAGUGUUUCUAAAUCUCUUUUCUAUUGUUCAAGUGACAGUAUAACACUAUGAAACCCCCAUAAAGGUCAGUUAAUACAACAGCGAAGCUUUUAUAACAGUUACUGUGCUUCAUCAUUACUGAAUACUACCACUAGUCGUACUCAUGUCUGCUCAUCAUCUUCCAUAGACAUCCAUAACCACUAGCCUAUGCAUUUUCUGUCGUCAGCAUUUUGACUACUUUUAUGCAUUCUUGUUGGAUGUUAAUACUACUGUGUUCUACGUCCAGUGAAGAUAGACAAUUUUAUUUUGUCCACAUAUCAAGGGCACCUUCUUUUAUUGACACGACACUGUGGAAGGUGCUCACUAUCGUAAAGCAUCAAUAAACAUUUUACUAUUCACAGA